AGCCGCGUUCCUUCCUCUGACUGAAGAGGCGUUGUUCAUCUCGAUUUCUGCUCACUCUGCGACUUCACUCACACAAAUUUCCGCUUCCUGCACCGAUAAACACCAGCAGGAACGGAGUCGACCUCCGAGACGACGUCCGGACGGAGACCACUGACGGUCCGUUUCUCCUGACUGGGUCGGGUCCAGAACUCGGGCAUGUUUCUGUUCCUGUCGUUGAUUAGCACCAGAAACGGAGCAACUUUCCGUUAGCGCUCGCGAGCUUUGAACGCCUUUAACCCUGCGGCUGGAGCCCGAAAAACGGCGAAACCCUGCGAAGAAGAGAGGAGAAGGACCCAGAAUAAAACUAUCGACCACCGUUAAGAUCCGAACCCCCCAUACCCCGUUUAGUUUCCAGCCUCCAGGAUGUCGGAGCGCGGAGGGCUCCCGCGGACUGGGGGCGUCCCUUCGCCGCACAUGCAGCCCUCCAAGCCGGUCAGCAUCACCUCCAACCGGCCCGUCCAUAUGAACCUGUACGCCACCUGGGAGGUGGACCGAUCCUCACCCAGCUGCGUACCGAGGCUCUUCAACCUGACCCUGAAGAAACUCAUUAUGCUGAAGGAGCUGGACAAAGAUCUCACCUCGGUGGUCAUCGCAGUCAAGCUGCAGGGCUCCAAACGGAUCUUGCGCUCCAAUGAGAUCCUGCUUUCCUCAGCAGGACUGACAGAGACUGACUUACAGCUCACCUUCUCCCUGCAGUACCCACACUUCCUAAAGAGGGAUGCCAACAAGCUUCAGAUCAUGCUGCAGAGGCGGAAGAGAUACAAAAACCGGACCAUCCUGGGUUAUAAGACUCUGGCUCUGGGCCUCAUCAACAUGGCAGAGGUGAUGCAGCACCCCAGUGAGGGAGCCCAGGUUUUAGGGCUCCACAGCCAGCUGAAAGACGCUUCUGUUCCCGUCGCCGAGGUCCGAGUUUACUCCCUGUCCAGCCAGCCCAUCGAUCACGAGGGCCCCAAGGCUAAGAUGUCUGAUCGUUCUCCUGACAUCGACAAUUACUCAGAAGAAGAGGAGGAGAGCUACUCAUCUGAACAGGAGGGCAGUGAUGACCCCAUUCAUGGGCAGUAUCUGUACGAUGAAGACGACGAGGUGAGGAAGAAGAAGCCGAGGCGUAAGCUCCCUCCCAACGCCGGCAGCACCAGGCAACCCAACAUCAAGCAGAAGUUUGUCGCCUUGCUGAAAAGGUUUAAAGUCACUGAUGAGGUGGGGUUCGGCCUGGAGCACGUGUCGAGGGAACAGAUCCAGGAGGUCGAGGAGGACCUUGAUGAGCUCUAUGACAGCCUGGAGAUGUACAACCCCAGCGAUAGCGGGCCAGAGAUGGAGGAGACGGACAGCAUCCUCAGCACCCCCAAACCCAAGCUGAGGCCGUUCUUUGAGGGGAUGUCUCAGUCCAGCUCGCAGACGGAGAUCGGCAGCCUGAACAGCAAAGGCAGUCUGGGUCGAGAUACUUUCAGUCCACAGGGGGAGCAGCCUCCUCUGGAGAAGAUGAAACCGUCCCGCAGUCGGAACUUGGACGAGAUCCCAUCUGAGACGGACACGCUGGAGCUCACAGACCAGGAGCUGUUUGCAGAAGUCGGCCCCUGCAUUACGGUGUCCGUGGCUGAGAAACCCCGUACGCCCCUGAAAAGCAGCAAAAAUGAAAUGCAGCCCAUGGCAUCACCAAGGUUGGACGGAGGCCACACGCCCAGACACAAGCGCAGCAUCAGCACCCCCAUGAAGGAGAGACAGCUGUCCAAGCCUCUGAGCGAACGGACCAACAGCUCCGACUCUGAGAGAUCCCCGGAGCUGGGACACAGCACACCGGUUAUGAGGAAAGCCGUGUACGAUCAGCUCAACCAGAUUUUGCUGUCAGAUUCUGCACUCCCCGAGAGCCUCAUCUUAGUCAACGGCACUGACUGGCAAGGACAGUACGUAGCGGAGCAGCUCCAAGGUCAGAGACACCCGGUGGUCUGCACGUGUUCGUCCGCUGAGAUCCAGGCUGUGCUUUCCGCUGUGCUCACACGCAUCCAGAAAUUCUGUAACUGUAACUCCUCCAUGCCGCGGGCGGUGAAGGUGGUGGCGGUGGGCAGUCACAGCUACCUGGGAGCCAUCCUGCAGUUCUUUGUCUCUCAGCUGGCCAACAAAACCUCCGACUGGCUCAACCACAUGCGCUUCCUGGUGGUGCCUCUGGGUUCCCAUCCUGUCGCUAAACACCUGGGAUCCCUUGACAACCGCUACAGCUCCUCGUUCCUGGAUGGAGCGUGGAGAGACGUGUUCAGCCGAUCCGAGCCACCUCAGACAGAUCAGUUGGAUAUUUCUGGAAGAAUCAACCAGUACAUCAGCGGAGCCUCAGUGACUCACCAGCUGCCCAUCGCUGAGGCUAUGCUCACCUGCAAGCACAGAACUCGGGAGGAAGAAUCCUACCAGAAGUUCAUCCCCUUCAUCGGGGUUGUAAAGGUCGGCCUCAUCGAGUCGGCGAGUUCUCCCACAGGAGAUCCAGAGGAGGGUGUUGGGGUCAGCUUGGCCGUCCCGUCCACAUCUCCACCGUCUCAUGGCUCCCCCACUGGAAUGAUCAAAGAGGCAGCUACUCCCCCCUCCUCCCCCUCCAUGGGCAGCGUCUUAACAGUCCAAGGGAGCCCCAGCAUGCCUCACGUUGUGGACGCCAUCGGCCUGCAGGUGGAUUACUGGCUGGCCUCUCUAGCGGACAAGCGGCGGGAGGGGGAGAGACGCGACACGGGCUGCAAGAACACGCUGAAGAGCGCCUUCCGCUCGCUGCAGGUCAGCAGGCUACCAGGAGGUGGCAGCAACGACCCACAGGCCCUGGUCAACACCAUGGCCAUGACUGUGGUCACUAAGGAAAAGAACAAGAAAGUUCCCACCAUCUUCCUGGGGAAGAAGCCCAAAGAAAAGGACAUGGACUCAAAGAGCCAGGUGAUCGAAGGCAUCAGCCGCCUCAUCUGCUCCGCCAAGCAGCAACAGACCAUCCUGAAAGUGUCCAUAGACGGCGUGGAGUGGAACGACGUGAAGUUCUUCCAGCUGGCGGCGCAGUGGCCAACUCACGUCAAAUACCUGCCGGUCGGACUUUUCGGCUACAGCAAGCCCCCGUCGUAGGGCAGAGCUUUAACUCCUCUGCUCCCCUGACUUUGUUCUCUCCUCACCGACUUCUCCUUUUUUUUUUUUUUUUUUUUUUUUUUUUUUUUUUUUUUUUUUUUUUGCACAGAAGAUGCAGAUCAAGCAGCCGGAUCAUUUUCCUUUCUUUUCAUCCAACAAAAAAAACUACAUUCAUCCCGUUUCUCCUUGUAGGAGGAGGAGGGAGCUGGAGUUCAACGCUGUUACUAGUCACUUUAAAGCUUUUUUAUGUGUGUGUGUGGAUUAAGUGUGCAUGCACACGUGAAUGUACAUUAUGUUUGUGUGUGUGGGCGUGCGAGUUUACAAGCAUAUCACAGCACAAGUUUAUUAGCCAGUCACCGUCUAUGUUUCUGAUUUUAAGGAAUUUAGCAGCAUGUAAAAACAAUCCAGUUAUAGCCCUUACCGUCUAAACCAGCCGCUUUAGCCCCCAUCACACCACCCGAUACUCUGAUACUCAAUGUGCCACAAAUGGUCACUUGUGCUUCAGUUUGCAUGCACGACCACAAACGCUCCCUAACCCAAACAGGCAUGAAAGGCAGUUUCUACAUCGACAAAGCUGCAAUAAAUCCACUAAUGUACUUUUUUAUUUCAAGGGCUUCCAUUACGCAGUUUUUUUCCUUUAAAAAAAAAACACAAUUUAGAUGUUCAUAUGCCAAAAAAAGAAGAAAAAAAAACAAUAUACAUAGAUAUAAAGGAGGAAGUGUCUUUUAUUUUAGAACAGCGUUCUUGUGAAAAGCAAACCCUCGCCCCCUUCUUAAAACCGUUUUGUGAAGCAUAGUGGUAAAUGUAACGCCAUUUGUUUUCUUUGUGUUCAAACGCUAUGCACUUUUGAACACACUUGGACCAUUCGAAUGAUUUCAAUAUGACAUCCUGAUGAAACAUCCGUCAGGUAGCGCCGUAUAGCAAAACGCACACCCCGAACGCAGCAGCAUGGAAGGAAAAAAAAAAAAAAGGUGCUUAUGUUGCUUUCCUCUGUAUCCGUUUUUAGAUAGAAGCACAAACGCUUUAUUGACCGAACCGGCCUGCGGAACGAAGGUGGUCUGUGAGCAGCACUGAGACUUCCUGAAGACAAUCAGGAUCAGGGGGAAGAGCCAGUGUUUGGGUUCAUUCUGUGAUUUCGGUGCAGGUCUGCUCCUUUUUUUUAGCUUGUUGUGAGGUGAUUAGUCAGUACAGUAAGGGGUAACAAACAGCGUAUGUGUACGUCACAAAUUAAACUAAAUGUGGACAAAAACUUUAAAUGAAAAAAAAUGAAAAGUAUGAUAAAUAGUUUUCUAUAAAGUGAUGGGAGAUAUGUAGUGUGUGUGUGUGUGUGUGUGUGUGUGUGUGUGUGUGUGUGUUGGCACUCUGCAUCCAUGAUGAGGUGAUUAUCAACAUCACUGAUUGUCAGAUUAGGGCUGCAGUCUUCAUCCUGUUCAUUUUGUAGCUGCACAAGGCAAAUAAUCAAGGUCAUUUUUUCUGGUGAAACGAAUUAC
Molecule: messenger RNA, 4613 nt
Organism: Cyprinodon tularosa
Lineage: Eukaryota; Metazoa; Chordata; Actinopteri; Cyprinodontiformes; Cyprinodontidae
Product: phosphofurin acidic cluster sorting protein 1-like
Exons: 24
Coding region: 403-3123 (906 amino acids)
Biological process (GO): protein localization to plasma membrane
Molecular function (GO): transmembrane transporter binding
Source: RefSeq, a predicted model, not a curated record